This is a messenger RNA of Cryptomeria japonica (Japanese cedar), 915 nucleotides long. RefSeq lists its product as uncharacterized. The record is from RefSeq and is a predicted model, not a curated record. The transcript has a single exon. Bases 1 to 915 code for a protein of 304 amino acids. Gene Ontology annotation, molecular function: catalytic activity. NCBI's taxonomy places the organism in Eukaryota, Viridiplantae, Streptophyta, Pinopsida, Cupressales, Cupressaceae.
AUGAAGUUCCUAACUUGGAAUGUAAGGGGCUACAAUGCCCCUGACAAGAGACACCUGAUCAAAAGAGGAUUUGAUCAGGUUAAGCUGAAAAUAAUUUGUAUUGAGGAAAUAAAAUUGGGAAGAGAAGAUGCAGCUAGAGUUUUUGGUGUUAGGCAGAGGUGGUAUGGUUUCUUUGUGGACUCAGAAGGGACCUCAGGAGGGCUAGGCAUUUUGUGGAAUCCAUUGGUAGUUCAGGUGGACGUUGUUUCUUUCUCUAAACAUUGGCAGAUGGUUAAGGUGAUUUCGAAGAUCAUUAAUUUUUCUUGUUUCCUCAUCAACGUCUAUGGACCCACAUUGGCUGCAGAGAAGUGUCGGUUAUGGGAGGAUAUCUCCAAGCUUUUAAUGGAGGUGAGGUCAGCCUUAGCUAUUAUUUAUGGGGAUUUCAAUGCCACUCUUUCUUUCUCAAAAAAGCGUGGAGGGGUGAGUAGGAUAUGCAGGACGCAAUCGGACUUUCAGACAUUUGUGGAUUCUAAUGCCCUGUUUGAAGUGGUUGCUAAAGGGGGGAGCUUUAGUUGGACAAAUAGAUGGUGGGGAUUUUCCAACAUAGUUGAGAAACUAGAUAGGUUCUUCCUUGUAGGGGAUUGGAAUUUGGCUCCCUUGGUCUUUGAGGCAGAAUUUUUAGCAAAUUCAAGUUCAGACCAUUUCCCGAUCUCUUUGGUUGUGCAAAAAGAUGGUAUUCCACUUUGGUGCCCUUUCAAGGUGGAAAAAAUGUGGUUAAGGGAGCCGGGAUUUAGAGAUCAGGUGGUGGAAGGCCUCUUGGCCUUUAAUUUCUUCAAGAAUCUUAGAUAUGGGAAACAGAAACUGAAAUCUUGGAACAAGGAUGUGUUCGGUAUAUUGAUGAAAACAAAAGGAUUCAAGGGGAUCUGGGGGCUCUGA